Messenger RNA from Formica exsecta, 4555 nucleotides. RefSeq names its product protein transport protein Sec31A (gene Sec31). Gene Ontology annotation, biological process: endoplasmic reticulum organization; endoplasmic reticulum to Golgi vesicle-mediated transport; intracellular protein transport. Bases 256 to 3969 code for a protein of 1237 amino acids. Gene Ontology annotation, cellular component: COPII vesicle coat; endoplasmic reticulum exit site. The transcript has 14 exons. The record is from RefSeq and is a predicted model, not a curated record. Lineage: Eukaryota; Metazoa; Arthropoda; Insecta; Hymenoptera; Formicidae. Gene Ontology annotation, molecular function: structural molecule activity; protein binding.
GCGCGUAGACUGCAUAGAAAGUCGUUCCGAUUUAACCAAUGCGCGCAAUGGAAGCGCUUUGGUAGCGCUGAGAAUUCCCUAGAUUGUACUAAAGGUACAGGGCACAGGGUAUCGACUGACCGUACGGCACGACUCGCCACGUUGGAAGGCUUUUGACACGGAAUACAGAUCGUUACCAGAGAAUUGCAAAUCCGAGAGAGGGACGUACGUUUCAUAUAAAAUCUCUGUUUACAAUUGCCCGAAAAUACCGUCAAGAUGAAAGUCAAGGAACUGCUGAAGACUGUGAAUGUAGCAUGGUCUCCACCAGCUCAACAUCCCAUUAUGUUGGCUGCUGGAACGGCAGCGCAGCAACUGGAUGCGAGCUUCAGUACAUCUGCUAGUUUAGAUUUGUACUCACUGAAUUUACAACAACCAGGAUAUGAAAUGGAACUCCGAGCCAGUGUCCCUAGUGAUCACAGGUUUCACAAAAUUAUUUGGGGAUCUUAUGGUAAUAACCCAGCAGGCAUAAUUGUUGGAGGUUGUGAGGAUGGCACUAUAAAAAUCUAUUCUGCCGCUAAGUUAUUAGCCAGAGAAAGUAAUUGUUUGAUAAGUAGCCCUCAUCGACAUGUUGGUCCUGUUAGAGCAAUGGAUUUUAAUCCUUUUCGAGAAGAAAACCAUUUGGCUACAGGUGCAACGGAGAGCGAGAUCUAUAUUUGGGAUAUUAACACAAACACACCGACAACUCUCUCCAGAAGUCAGCAAUCAGAAGAUGUCCAACACAUUGCUUGGAACAAGCAAGUACAUUUAAAACACAUUCUUGCUUCCACAUUUUCACAAUGUUGCAUUAUAUGGAAUGUGAAAGACAAGAAACCGAUAUUUAAACUGUCAGACACAAACUCGAGGGUACGUUGGAAAGUUGCCCAGUGGCAUCCAGACAUUGGAACACAAUUGUGCUUAGCAUCCGAGGACGAUCAAACACCUAUUAUUGAAUUAUGGGAUGUAAGGGUUCCAACAUCGCCUUUAAAAACGUUGCAAGGUCAUCAGCGUGGUGUCCUUUCAAUUGCAUGGAAUCCGCAUGAUUCGGACCUACUUUUGAGCUGUGCCAAGGAUAACAGAAUUCUCUGCUGGAAUCCCAACUCAAAUGCACCGAAUGGUGAGGUGAUAUGUGAGUUAGCCCAAACAGCUCAAUGGAACUUUGAUGUAUCUUGGUGUCCAAGAUAUCCAGGAUUAAUUGUUGGCAGCAGCUUUGAUGGUCAUGCUGUUGUGUAUUCUUUACUAGGUGGACAACAGCAAGAAACAUCCAAUAAGAUAAUGGAUUCAUUCCCAGGAAUGGAUCUCUUUACCCAAUCUACAGUACAAAUAGGAACAACAGCAGUAUUAACAAAAGCUCCCAAAUGGUUAAAGAGGCCAUUUGGAGCAUCGUUUGGAUUUGGUGGUAAAUUGGUAAUUUUUGAAAAUCAACCUGUCGAUUUAGCAAGCAGAAAGGGUGAUUCAAACAGGAAAGUUAUUAUAGCACAAAUAAUCACACAGCCAAAUCUUAUUCAACGUUCCAACAAAUUAAAAGCAACAUUGGAGACUGAGCAAUACAGUGAUUUCUGUAAAGAAAAGAUGGAGAAGUCUCCAGAUGAGCACACCAAGAAAAUCUGGUGCUGCGUGCGUGCUUACUUUGAUGACAAUGUGACAAAGAGUAUAUUAGAAUUAUUGGGUUACAAUAUUGAUAUAAUGAAUAACAAACUGAAUCAGUUUGUACCUCAGGACGACAUGACGAAUAUCAUAGAAGGUGUCUCUAAUCUUAACAAUGUACUAAAUGGAAAUGCUAUAGUCGGCAGUACUGCAUUUGAUACCAUUGCACAAGAACAAGGCAAGAAAUUAGUACCAUCAAACAAAUCUGCAGAUAAUACUUACACUAUAAAUACUUCUGAUGAUGAGGAUGGUCUUAUCACUCAAGCUAUCCUCUUAGGAAACAUUGAGGCCGCGGUAUCUUUGUGCUUUACUAGUAAAAGAUACGCCGAUGCUAUAAUUCUUUCAAUGGCCGCUGGUCCUGAGCUACUAGCGCGUACCCAGUACAGGUACUUUUCAGAGCAUUCCAGUGCAUUAAAUUCUCUUAUCAAUUCACUACUUAGCGAGAAUUGGACAGAAGUUGUUAAGAAUAGUGACAUAAAGUGCUGGAAGGAGGCGUUAGUCGGUAUAUUUACAAAUUCCAAUACGCAGGAACGAUCUGCUCUGUGUGAUAUGCUCGGCGAUCGUUUGGCAACAUGCGAAAACCCCGCUCUCAAAAAGCAAGCGCAAAUCUGUUACAUUUGCUCUGGCAACUUGAAUAAGUUGGUUGAAGUGUCCAACGCCGACAUCCAAGAAGUGGUGGAAUUAGUUGUAAUAAUGCAGAAAGCCUUGGAGCUCCAGGGUAUCAGGGAAAUUCAUAUACAAGACAGAAUCGCCUCUGUACUAUCUCAGUAUGCCGAGAUGCUGGCGGCGGAGGGCGAUUUAGAGGCUGCUCUGAAUUAUCUCGGAAACAGUCAAGAGCAGAGAGUUUCAAUGUUGAGGGAUCGUUUGUGUAAAGCUCUGAGUUACGUACAGGAGCAGAGGAGCGUCGCGAAACCUGCAGGUCAAAACUAUCAUCAUUAUGAACAGACUAUACCGGAAAGACCGUCGCAGAACUUGCAAAACGCGUACAAUCCGCUGCAACAGCCGUUACAGCAGGCAAUACCUACGCAAAACUUGCAAAACACGUACAAUCCGCUGCAACAGCCGAUACAGCAGAUGACACCUGUGCAGAGCUGGAACACGACUCCACUGAAACAGGCUUAUGGUGCUUCUACAAAUCAGACACUCAAUCCUCAGUUUUACGGAAUGCCAACACCUCAACCUCAAACGCAGUCUACAAUCUACGAUCAAUAUUCCGCACCGCACUCGUAUAAUCAAAUUCCAGCGGCCCAGCCUCCUCCUCCGCCACCUCCGUCGGGUUCCAGUUUGAAUAGUGGCUCAAGACCGUCCAGUGUCGGACCGCAGUUGAGAUCAAAAUAUCUGAUUGAUCCGUCUGUAAAAUCCACUCCCACAUACAGUCAGAGCAGUUUUCCGUCGUCGAAUCAGUUGUAUAAUUCUCAACAAAUCGCCCCGAUUCCCGGGUAUCCUCUACAAAACGCUUAUCAACCUCAAGUUUCUAUGUCGAAUACCUAUGCCAGUCAACCGCCAAGUUACGUGAAUAAUCCUAAAGAACCCGAGUCAUACAAGCCGCUUCAGCCGAACGUAAUGCAGCCUCCAUUGCAGCAAAACACGCCUCAGACUCAAAUGUAUGACCCUAUCAGAGCUCAGCCUCCUCCACAAAUGCAGACCCACGGGAACGGAAACGUGUAUCAAUUGCCACCACAAGCAUCUGGAUGGAAUGACCCGCCGAAUGUGAAAAGUUCUAAAGCACAGCCAAAAACCGAAUAUCAACCGCAAAAUCCAAUUUUGCAUCCAUUGCGAAGUAGUCAACCAGAACCGAGUCCAAUACCACAAGAUAAUUUUUAUCAAGAACAUCACUCACCUUAUAAUGUGCAAUAUGGUCAAAGCAUGUCGAAUACUGCGCCAGUUAACAAACCAGUUGAACCAUUAUUACCUGCGAUGCCUGCUGUUCCUGCAAAAUUGGUUGAACCAGAAAAAUCUAAAGCACCUAUUCCUGAGCAACAUAUACAUCUGAAAACAAUACUAGAUGAAUUAAAAAAUCAGUGUUACGAAAAUGCAAAGAAUCCGCAAAUCAAAAAGAAGAUAGAAGAUGUAUCUAAAAAACUAGAAGUGCUGUACGAUUGCCUUAGAGAGAAUAAGUUAUCUCAGAAUACUUUACAAGGAUUACAUCAGAUAUCACAGAUGAUACAAAAUGGCAAUUAUACAGGAGGAUUAGAUUUACAUACGCAAUUAGUAUCAGGACCAGAUUUUAGUCAAAUAGCUUCCUUUAUGCCUGGGAUUAAAGUAUUACUUCUAAGUGCCCUUCAACUAAGCGUUUACAUUAGAUAGAAUCGUACAUUUAAUUGCCCACAUUAUACAUUAUACUCGUGAAUUUUUAUAAUUCUAAAUAUUCAUUUGUGCAUAUUUAUUUGUGCAUUAACUUUAUAUAACAAUCAGUAUACAUCAUUAAUAUAGCUAUAGCAUAACGAUAUUCAGACGUGAAUCACGCAUGUCGUUUAUUCACAUUUUAUAUACUCUGCUUUGAAAAUUGUAUAUUUUAUUAGAGUUCAGAGUACUUUAUAAUUAACUUUAUAAUUUUGUUAAUUAUCAAUGAUCAUUUAUUGUUAUUUACAUAUAUGCGUAUAAGGAGAUAACGAGAUAUAUUUACAGACGAUAUCUAUAUAAAAGAUUUCAAGGCAAAAUGUGAAGAAAAGCUGAUUUUAAUAAUAAUAUAUGUAUAUAAUUAUAAUAUUAAAAUCUGUUACGAGAAAUAAAAAUUAAGAACUUGUUUUUUAUAAAUCUCAAAAUUUUAAUUUCCACUUUGUGGUCAAUAUAUAUUUAAUAUGUAAAUUGGGAUUUUGUGCGAUAAAUAAUAGCAACGUUUUUUUAAUUGUAUAAAUCUCUGUACAUCAAUCUAUAAAAUCUUCACAAAGUA